Messenger RNA from Eurytemora carolleeae, 3167 nucleotides. Its product is annotated as retinoblastoma-like protein 1. The transcript is spliced from 14 exons. NCBI's taxonomy places the organism in Eukaryota, Metazoa, Arthropoda, Copepoda, Calanoida, Temoridae. Gene Ontology annotation, biological process: regulation of transcription by RNA polymerase II; negative regulation of G1/S transition of mitotic cell cycle; cell differentiation. Gene Ontology annotation, cellular component: chromatin; transcription regulator complex; nucleus. Gene Ontology annotation, molecular function: RNA polymerase II transcription regulatory region sequence-specific DNA binding. Bases 39 to 2987 code for a protein of 982 amino acids. The record is from RefSeq and is a predicted model, not a curated record.
AUUCUACUUGACAAUUCUGCCCAUUCAAUACAUUAUUUAUGCGUUUUUCAGAAGUAAACAAAAUUUUCACUAUGACGAAUACAGACAGCGUAGAAGAGGAUUACAGGACCCUGUGUGCUGAGCUGAAUAUGGACGAGGAAACCAAGGAGUUGGCCUGGAAAGCUUACCUUCAUACCCGUCAAAUUUACACCUUAGAGGGAAACCAACUUCAUUGGCUAGCUUGUGCUCUUUAUGACGCAUGCAGAAAAUCUUCUGUUCCAACCGUUGGUAAACAGAGCACUGUAAUUGGAAACGGAGUUUCUCUAACCCGUCUUUUGAGAAACUGUUCCUUAGCCCUCAUACAGUUCUUCGACAAGGCCAAGAAGUGGGCCGAUAUGAACAAUUUAAACGAAACCUUCGUCAAGAAGAUUGAGAAACUAAACAGAAACUUUGUCGUCAGUCAUGUUAUUUUUAAGAAGUUUCAACCAAUAUUUUUACAUCUUUUCAAGGAUCCUGCGCUUAACCCGCCGCGCGUAAAAACCUCAAGAAAGCAAAAGCGCGGACCCUGCACCACGACGGACAUUUUUGAUUUUUGUUGGACUCUAUUUGUUCAAGUGAAGUCUGAGUUCUCUGGAAUAUCAGAUGAUUUGGUGAAUAGUUACCACCUACUCCUUUCCUGUAUAGAUUAUAUACACGCAAACGCUGUCAUAGACCAGAGAAACGAUCUCCUUCAGGUGAAGGUAGAAGAAGAUGCUCCUGGUGUACCUUGUAUCCUGGAGAAACUGUGCUCUGAGCACGAGGGUAUACUGAGCGAGGUUAAGUCUAUCCGGGAGCACUACUGGAAACCCUACAUCAAGAAAAUGUUUGACGAGAAGAUCCUGCGUGGAGACGAGGAGAACCUUGCUGGUAUCCUGGACAAGGAAGUGUUCGAGGGGAACCUCAAGAACAUCAGAAAGGAGUACGAGGUCUACGUCCUCAAUAUCGGGGAGUACGACGAGAGGGUCUUUGUCGGUGAGGAGGCAAAUACAGAAAUAGGGACUCCGACGAAAGGGAUCGGAGGAGGGAUUAAAGACUCCGCCCUGGCUGAUAAACUAGGUGUGGCAAGGCGGAACCUUUAUGACGAGUUUAGCGGAGCUAGUCUGAUUCCGAGUACACCUCUUUCCGGUAGACAUUAUCUCAGAGCAAGAGAACAGCAGUUAUCUACACCUAUUAGUCAGGCCACAUACCUUGUAUCUAAAUUGAAUAAGAUGAUUGCUGGCCGGAAAAAUGAACCCGGAGCUGAACUGUUGAAUUUGUUUAACAAGUGUAGUCCCAAGAUCGCGGAGCAAAUUCAAGACAAGAUUCGAGCUCUCGGAGUCAAGUUUACGGAGAGGUAUACUGCACCCUCCGAUAAUCAUCCCGGGAGUCAUGCUAGCUUUGCUGCCAUGAGGUUGAGGUUGGGAGAGGUUCUAUACUACAGGAUCCUGGAGAAGGUUCUAACCUCGGAGCAGAAAACUUCUAAAUCUAUUGCUAUGCUCCUGGAGCAGGACGCAUUCCAUCAGGUUCUAUUCACUGCUUGUCUUGAGAUUGUGAUAUUUUCUUACAACAGUCAGCGAACCUUCCCUUGGAUCCUUGACACCUUCCAGCUAGAGGGAUAUCAGUUUUACAAGGUUAUUGAGAUAAUUAUCAGGUCUGAAGAUGGACUUGCCAGGGAUGUUGUUAAACACCUUCAGCGGAUAGAGGAACAGAUUCUAGAAUCAAGAGCUUGGAUUUCAUCGUCUCCUAUCUGGGACGCAAUCAGAUUAAGUGAAUUUGGAGUUCCAAGUUGUGAAGACGUAUCUCUUCCUCUUCAGGAUAGCUCUGCACUAGGCCAAUCCCCCCUUUCGCAUCAUAGAUCCUUCACUAUACGGUCUCCUCUUACAGGAGAUAGGUUUAAGUCCCCAGUUGUUACUGCGCUUGCCCGAAGGCAGCUCUUCUCUGGUGGCUCCGACACUAUUCAAGCCGUACUCAGUGUAAUACCUUCCUCCAGUGGUAUCCAACACUCGUCUAUCUCUGUAUCCUCUCCAUCCUCGACUCAUAGAUCUAUAGUCUACUCUCCCAUGAAGAAACCGUUAGUAUCCGUCCCUGCGCCUGGUUCUGCUAAACCUGGAGCUCCGUCCGGUAAAUCUAAAAGAACAGGCUCCCUGAGUUUAUUUAUGAGAAAGGUGUAUAACCUUGCAAACCUUCGUUUGGAGACUCUCUGCAACUCUAUGCAGUUGGUGGACGAAGAAUUACGGCGACGGAUCUGGACCUGUCUGGAGUAUACACUGAUGACUCAUACUACAUUGAUGAAGGAUCGACACCUGGACCAGCUGAUCAUGUGCAGUCUUUAUAUCGUCUGUAAGGUUUCUGGUCGGGGUAAUGACAAGAACUUCACAGACAUAAUGCAACACUAUAGAAACCAACCUCAAGCUGCUAGCCACGUUUACAGAUCUGUCCUUCUCAAAUCCUCCUGUACAGAGUCUGUACAGGACCUGGAGCAGAGGGUUGAGAUGAACCAACCACCGCCUACUCCGACUAGGAUGGCGAAUACGAGUACUGUUGGGACGGACGGAGUAGAACGGGGAGAUCUCAUCAAAUUUUAUAAUACAGUAUAUAUGGAGAAGAUGCAAGAGUUUGCUCUACGGUUCAGACGACCAGCCAGUCUACCACCCCUCUCUCCUCUACCAGUUCUCCGAGCUAACCCUGCCUCCCCCUGCAGGAAGGUUUCGGAUAACCACUCUCUGUUUAUCCGAACCUUGAAACCAAACUCGAAUAUUCCCUACACUUCUCCCAUGAAACCUCUCUCCUACAGCUUCAGCAAUAGUCCUGCCAAGGAUCUGCUCGCAAUAAACGAGAUGGUACGGAAAGAAGGCGGACGUAAGGUUGGUAAACGUCUACUUGUGGACGAAGGAGACGAUAAGACGGACGAACCGGCAACUAAACUUCUCAUCAAUGAUCCGUCCCAACCGAGACCCCGCAUGAUGGAGAUUAUGCUGGGGGAUAGAUAAAAAUGGUUGCAAAAUUUUGAAAAAUUUAUUUAUUAUCAAGGAAACAUACAAAACGCUUAAUAACUGAAACUAUAUGUAAAAUUAUGGUAUUUCGAACCCAAUGAUUAUUUUUCUACAUAUUUACAAACAACUGUAUGUAAACAUUAUUUUUAUGUUAAAAAUAAAAAUUUAAGAACAUUA